This is a messenger RNA of Thelazia callipaeda (thelaziosis nematode), 882 nucleotides long. Lineage: Eukaryota; Metazoa; Nematoda; Chromadorea; Rhabditida; Thelaziidae. The record is from the annotation of a GenBank genome assembly.
AUGCAAUGUAAACACGGUAUUCGAUGCACCGAACAAGAAUGCUUAUUCUCGCCUAGUCAUUGGUCUUCAAGCUUCAAAUCCCCUCAGAUGGUCAUACAGUCAUUUAUCACUUGUAUGCAAUGUUGUUAUCAGAAUAACUUGCGCAGCAUUCAUCUACAACAAGCUAUACCAUAUGGAGAUGGAAAUCAAAAGAUUGAUAUUUGGGGAGACGAAAAUGAAAGUAAUGCUGGCAUCGUAUUGCUUCAUGGUGGAUACUGGAAAGAAGGAAGUCGAAAAUUGUUUACAAGUCCUGUGAAUUUGCUCACUAAUGAAGGGUUUGUGGUGGCUUGUGUUGGUUAUGAUUUUGCUACUGUAAUUCCAUUGCGUGAGAUCAUAAUUCAAGUUAGGAAAGCAUUUAUAUUAAUUCUUUUUCAAAAGUUUCUUGCUGGACGUUGGUCAUCGAAGAAAUUAUUGAUUGCAGGACAUAGUGCUGGAGCGCAUCUGGCCAUUGCUGCAUUGCUCAGCAUGGAAAAUACAAGCCUAUAUGAAAAGAUUGUACUCUUCUCGGGUAUUUACGAUCUUUAUCCUCUUGUAGGUACUUAUAUUGGAAAUGAUAUAAAUUUGAAUUGGAGAGAAGCUGAGAUUGCAAGCACUGUUAAUUUAGAUGGAUUAUCCGCCAAGCUGUUAGCGAUUGUUGCAGCUGAAGAAUCACCCAAGUUCAUAGAACAAAGUAUGCGUAUUGUACAAAACUACUUAAGAAAACGUCCUGCAUUACAAUUAUAUGAUUGCUGCAAGAUAAUUUCAAAUGUGGAUCAUUUCUCGCUGAUUACUUCUCUCUCUGACUCAGAUUCAGAGUCAAGCAAAGCAUUGCUCCAUUUUAUACAACAGAAGCAUUUAUUCUAA